CCUAUUCAACAUAUACCAUGGAUCCAGCUUCUAUUGAAAAGAUACGACAAGAGAAAAAGGCGCUCAAGGAAGAAAAAAGAAGGUUGAAAAAACAACAAAAUCCAUCAGGUCCUCCUUCUCCUCCUCCUCCUUCACCUUUCAAGCGUACGUGGCGAUCCACUUCAGCGCGAUCUAUCUCUGGUCGUGCUACCAUUACUAUCAUGUCUUACAAUAUUCUGGCACAAACACUCUGUCAAAGAUGGAUUCAUCCUACUGCUGGAGAUAUGCUCAAAUGGAAAACUCGUCGUCGAAUGAUUAUGGAAGAAAUAGCACUUUAUCAACCUGACUUGAUGUGUUUACAAGAGGUGGAUAACUAUGAGGAAUUUUACAAAGAGUCGCUGAAGAAGUUAGGAUAUGAAACGAUCUUCCACAAACAUGAAACAAAACGACAUGGGUGCCUGAUUGGAUAUCAAAGCAAAACAUGGAAACCUAUGACAUAUCGUACUAUAGACUAUGAUACCGAUACAUCAAGCAAACCAACGCAAAUUACUGGGAAUAUUGGACAACUAUUGGCAUUGGCUUUCCGAAACGAGAAUGACGAUUCUAAUGGAAUGACAUAUUCUUCUACUUUGGGAGUAGUGGUGGGCAAUACACAUUUUUAUUGGCGACCUCCAUCCUCGUAUGAACGAUGUCGUCAAGGCUUGAUCUAUAGACAUCAUUUGAUGGCAUUGCAAAAGGAACUCAAAAGCAGCCACUCGGGUGAAUGGGUGCCUCUUAUGUUAGGUGACUUCAAUACUCAACCAUGUGAUCCCUUCUAUUCUAUCGUGACUGGCCGAGCACUGACAGAUGAACAUCGAUUUGUACUGAAAGCGACACAACGAGCAUUUGAUGAUGAUGAUCAUGAUUAUGAACCACAACCCAGUAGCAAGGAUGAUAUUGAUGCGACUAUUUCGGCAGCAUCAGAGACAACCUUAGAGGAAGAUGGAUUAAUGGAUAUGGAUGAUUUAAUGAGAAUGAUUGGACCCAAGGAGGAUGAAGCAAUGCAAAGUGUCUAUAGUCUACACAAACAACUCUGGGAUCAACAGCAAGAACAAGAAGGAAUCAAGACAAAUUGUGAAGAACAUAAUCGUUAUGGGGUGGGUGAACCCGAUUAUACAAAUGCUGCACACGUAUUCAAGGGUACGUUGGAUUAUCUUUUUAUACCUCCCCAUAUCACCAUCAUGGAUGUAUUGCUUUUGCCACCCAAGGACAAGAUUCAACCUGCUUUACCCAACGAACAUUUUGGAAGUGAUCAUGUUAGUCUAGUGGCCAAGAUCUUAUUACCUUAAAAAGAAUAGAUAGAAUAGUAGACAAAAUUGAUUUUUAUUAUUAUUAUCAUUGUUUGUUUUGUAUACAUUGACUUUCAAAUAAAUAGAUAUGAUAGCAAUAAAUAAAGUAUGAUUGAAU
Molecule: messenger RNA, 1425 nt
Organism: Halteromyces radiatus
Lineage: Eukaryota; Fungi; Mucoromycota; Mucoromycetes; Mucorales; Cunninghamellaceae
Product: Endonuclease/exonuclease/phosphatase
Exons: 6
Coding region: 18-1307 (429 amino acids)
Molecular function (GO): poly(A)-specific ribonuclease activity
Source: RefSeq, a predicted model, not a curated record